AUGAGUAGACGAUCAACCGGUGCAAGUGAAAUAGAUACGAAUAAACUUAGAAUAUCUUCAUACUUGUCUAAACGUACCAAAACUCAUCAAUGGAAGAAGAAAUGGGCAGUGCUAAGGAAUUGCCAGUUGAGCUAUUACAAGGAUGAUUCUGAACAUCGAGCAUUGAAAGUCUAUCCUACUUCAGACAUCUUAUCGGUGAGCGAAAUUAAAGAUAACAGUAAAUAUUACCACUUUGCAGUAUACACUGGUGAAAAGGUGAUACAUUUGAGAACAGAAGAUGAAAAGACCAAGCAGAAUUGGAUCACUGAACUCCAACUGGUGAUAAACGGGGCUAAAGAUGGGAACAGUGAAAAGGGAGUACAACACGGCGAUGACGAAAAGAAAGAAGACAGAGAGAUUGAAGAUAAAAGUACAACGAAUAGCGUUGAUCAUAGCAACUCUACUCGAAAGGGGAAAGUAAUAAUAAGCGAUGAACAGUUUGCCCAAUCAAUUGGUCGGCAAGCUACCGAUGAAAUGAACUACUCAGGCAAUGAUGAGAUGUACAUGUCCUCUGGAGAAUCAGAUUCUUCAUUGCGUGAGGCCCCAUUCAGCCCUCGUCCUAUUGUUGACGAAGCAACUGAAUACGAGAUAGAGCCGAGAUCCCCAUCAAAGGCACUAAAAACGACUAAAGCUGAUCUGAAGAAGGAGAGCGCAAACGAGGAAGAGUUCAUACACGAAGGAAGCUUGUUAAGGCUCCAUAAAAGAUAUAACCAGUGGAAAAAAGUGUAUAUAGUAUUAUCUGAUAGAACAUUGAACUUACAUAAACAUGAAACCGACAAGGAGCCCUACAAGAGAUUACUUGUCAAAGAUCUUGUUGAUGUCAUAGAAAUUGAUCCGAUUUCCUCCAGCAAAAAGUGGUGCUUUUUGAUCAUCACUCCAAACAAAAGAAUACGAUUAUGUGCAGCUUCCGAGGACGAGAUGACCCAGUGGCUAGCAAGUUUGAAAACGGUAAUAAAUAGACAAAAGGAACUAGAAUAG
Dujonia railenensis is the source of this 1017-nucleotide messenger RNA. NCBI's taxonomy places the organism in Eukaryota, Fungi, Ascomycota, Pichiomycetes, Serinales, Debaryomycetaceae. The record is from the annotation of a GenBank genome assembly.